GGAGAAAAAAACGGAAUGUCAGAGCAUAGAUUAGCUGCAGGCAUCCCAACAAGUCUGGACUGCAGAGCUGCAGCUUCAGUUAUUACUGGAGCGAGUAACAGCGCUUCGGAAAUAUCGCUCUGGAUAAGUCUGGAAACGGCACAGCUAGUGAAUGAGCGUGUUUUCAGAGCUGGAGCUUUUUCACAGGGAGCGGCGGUUUUCUGAGAGAAGGAGAGUUUAGAAAGUGAGAGCUGGGAGUUAUGAGUGAGGAGAGCUGAGCCCUGUUCCUGCUGCUGUCGCUGCAGUUUCUCUCUUCACCGGCUCUGAAGAUGUGGCACUGGACUGCGGUGUUUGCGGUUCUGCUGUCUUUGCCGAACACAACUACAGCUCAAGGCCAGUGUAAUAAUGUUGGAGAAGCAGAUAUUGUGUUUCUCGUGGACGGGUCAUCCAGUAUUGGACGUGCCAACUUUGUUUUGGUAAAGACUUUCAUGGCAGGGAUUGUCAAACCCUUUGCCAGGGGAGUGGGACCCUCCGGUGUCCGCUUUGGAGCUGUACAGUACAGUGACACUGCAAGAGUGGAGUUUACAUUCACCACAUAUCUGAAUGGCACAGAGCUGGUGAGUGCCAUAGAGAACCUCAACUAUAAAGGAGGAAACACCCGCACUGGAGCCGGUCUUAAGUACAUAGCAGAUAACUUCUUCAACCCUGCCACUAGCAGAGAUGUGCCUAAGAUUGCUAUUCUCAUCACAGACGGCAAAUCUCAGGAUAAUGUUCAGGACCCAGCUCAGAAACUGCGCAGCCUCGGAGUCACAAUACUUGCAGUGGGCAUAAAGAGUGCAGAUCAGAAUGAACUGAAUUUGAUUGCUUCACCUCCUCAAAAUGAAUACACCUCCUACAUUGGGAACUUCAGGGCUCUUAGUGCUCUGCUGCCCCUAGUGAAUCCACGUGUUUGUUCAGCAUCUGGAGGCUCCUAUUCAAGUGAUGAUUCUUUUAGCGGCCCAACUAACUUGCAGGUUUCAGAUGAGACCAGUAAUUCAAUCAGGUUUCGGUGGACAGCUGCAGAAGGCCCUGUUACCGGCUAUGUGGUUCAAUACACUCCACUUACUGUUCUGGGCCAGCCAGUUACAGCUGAACUGCGACAGGAAACACUGCCUGCCAGUCAACAGAUCUUUGUGGCACGGGAACUUCGCUCGGGCACAAACUACCUGGUUUCUGUUAUCCCCCAGUACCCAAACACUGUAGGAGAGGCGGUGUCUGCCAGUGCUCGAACCAGGUCUUUACCAGGUGUAACCACUCUGCGGUUGGUGGAGGCUGGGUUUUUCACUUUAGCCCUGGCAUGGGACGCUCCCACCGGCUCUAUACAGGGCUAUAGGAUCACAUACGGACCCACAGGUCAGCCUGCUUCUCUGCUGCGGGAGCAGACGGUCGGAGUGGAAGCCACUUCUUUCACACUGGAUGGUCUGGAAGCAGACACAGAAUACAUCAUCAGUCUGUACCCUCUCUUUCCUCGAAACAGCGCUACACCAGUAACUCUCACUGCUCGCACUUUGCGUUUAGAAGGAGUGCAGGAGCUCUCGGUUGCUACAGUCUCAAACAGCACUGUUGAUGUGCGCUGGAGAGGAGUGGGCGGGGCCAGAGGAUACAGGCUUGUGUGGGGACCAUUCAGAGGAAGUGAUGUCGAGACUGUAGAGGUGAGAGGUGACAGUGAGGCGUAUACUCUGGUGAAUCUGCUUCCAGAUACAGAGUACAUUGUGACAGUAAUUGCUCUGUACAACGGAGAAGCUGAGGGGGCUGCAGCAACUGCACGCUUUAAGAUAGAACGUUCAGAGCAGCAGGUUUUGAAAGGCACCACUACAGGACCCACCAGCAUCAGACUGACAUGGAACCUCAUACAAACAGCCAGGGGCUACCGGCUGGAGUGGUGGAAAGAUGGAGAGAGGAGCAGAACCCAAAAACAGACUUUCUCACAGAGCACCACAAGCUAUGAGAUAAGAGGUCUGCAGCCAAGUACUGAUUACAUCAUUACUCUGUACACACUCUACGAUGGACGAGAGGAGGCCACACACAUCUCAACUGAAUCAACAGUGGAACGAGUGGUUGGUAGAGUCUCCAAUCUGCGAGUGCUGGAGUCAUCAGGCAGCACUGUGCGGCUCGGGUGGACAGGAGUCGCUGGAGCAACGCAGUACAACAUCAUCAUCCUUAACACUGAAUCUGGAAUAGCAGUGAACAGGGUGGUUCCUGGAAACCAGACGACCCUUGACUUAACUGACCUUCAGGGCAGUGUGUCUUACUCUGUCAGUGUGACUGCCCUGGUGGGCUACAACGAGGGAGAACCAGUCACUGUCUACAUCAAAGCAGAUCAAGCUCCAAGCAAGGUGACUAACCUGCGUGUGGCAAAUACCAACAGUCGACGCAUCCGAAUUACAUGGACUGGAGUUACAGAGGCAACCGGUUACAGGGUUACUUGGAGACAAGGCAACAAUCCAGAACUGAAUCGUGUGCUAGGUGCAGAUGUCAGUGCUUUCACUAUAGAAGGGCUACAGCCUGAUGAAUCCAUUAUUGUGGGUGUGGCUGCUGUGAGUAACGGCCGGGUCGGAGAAGUGACCACUCUCUCUACCAGAACUAGCGGCUACUCAGCCACAGUCACAGGCCUGCGGAUUGUGGAUUUCAGCUCCUCACGCAUUCAGAUAUCCUGGUCACCUGUAGCCAGAGCAACAAGCUACAAAAUCACCUGGCGACGAAGUGAUGGAGUGGAGAACUCUCAGACUGUAUCUGCAGAUUCCAGGUCCUACACCAUUGAUGGUCUCCAGCAGGGAUCCUCCUACAGGAUAUCUGUCUCUGCACUGGCCGGUUCCCGGGAGGGACCUGCUGCCACUCUGAACGCCAGGACAGUCUCGGAGGAGGUGGUUGGACGUGUUACUGAUUUACAGCAAGAGCCGCGAGGGGAGGUGGUCAGAAUCAGCUGGGUUGGAGUUCAGGGAGCAACAGCAUACAGAGUUCUGUGGAAGAGAAGUGAUGGUGGGGAAGAGCAGGUCCAGUUGGUUGGUGGUAACGUGACAUCAGUGGAUCUAAAGCAGCUGGAUGAAGGAGCUCAGUAUGAUGUACAGGUUGUGGCUCUGGUCCAGAACAGAGAGGGGCCUCCAGUGACUGUCAGAGUCACCACAGCAUCAGAGCCAUCUGGGAAUCGGGUUGAGGGCAUGCGUGUCGUAGAGUCAUCCUCAGGAGCACUGCGUAUUGUUUGGAGAGCAAUAAGAGGAGUUGAUGGAUACAGAAUCUACUGGAGGUCUUCUCAAGGUGAAGCAGAAACAAGUCGUCUGAUUGAUCGAGACGCAACAUCAUUUAACCUGGAGGGACUUCGUCCUGGUUUGAGUUACACCAUACGAAUGGCUCCUGUAAUAAGAGGAAGGGAAGGUCAACUUGUCACCAUCACAGAAUAUACUGCUUCGCUUGAGGCCGUCACAGACCUCAGGGUGGAAGAUGUCACGCAGGACUCUGUGUUGCUGCUUUGGAAUCCAGCAGCAGGUGCCACAGAAUACACACUGCGCUGGCAAGAACGAAGAGACCCAGGUACUGUUCAGACGUUGACUCUUCCUGGUACGACUAGUUCAUUCCGAGUCACUGGUCUGAGACUGGGCCGCCGGUACCGCUUCACUCUGCAGCCAACCUUUUUCAACAACGUUGGUCCUGAGACUGCUGUGGAGGAGCGCACAGUGUGUGUGAAUGGACGUUUGGAUGUUGUGUUUCUUGUUCCUGCCUCUCGUGAUCGAUCUGCGCUGGAGGAACCACUGCUGGCACUGCUUGCAAGUGCUGCUGGAUUCCUCACAGCCAUCGGAGCUAGAGAAUCACAGGUGGGGGUGGUGGUUUACAGUGAUGAACCCAAAGUGCGCUUCCUCCUCAGUGGGCAUAGCAACAGCGAAACCCUUCUGCGAGAGAUUCUGUCCACCCCGUUUAUUGACAGACCAGGAAAUAAUAUAGGUCAGGCUAUGACGUUCACUCGGGAUUUUGUGCUGAGUCCGAGUUCGGGUCGGAGGCCUCAGGUGCCAGGUGUGGUCGUCAUUAUUGCAGAUGAAAAAUCAGCGGAUGAUCUUAGCCGACCCGCUGCUGUGGUUAAGGCUGCUGGUGUGACAGUGCUGGCUGUGGGGAUUGGGCGUGCAGAUUUGGAAGAGCUGCGUCGUGCUGUUACAGAUGGCAGCACUCAGAAUCGGUUGUAUGCUCGAGACGCAGCUGAUCUCUACAGACUGCAUCCGGAACUGGCAGACCUGCUCUGUGGCCUUGCAAGAGGGACAACUGGCACGGGUGGUACAGAGCAGUGCACUGUCCAGUGUCCACAGGGUGAGAAAGGGGAAUCUGGACAGAAGGGUGAAAGAGGCAGAGAUGGGGUUCCUGGAAGGAAAGGAGAGUCUGGCCGGGAUGGCAUACCUGGCCGUGAGGGCCCAAGAGGACCUGAGGGACCACCUGGUCCUCCAGGUACCAGUGAGGGACCAUCAGGGAGAGGUGACAAAGGGGAGCGGGGUUUUCCAGGUUUGGAUGGGAGUCCAGGAGUUCCUGGUCGUCCUGGUGCCCCUGGAGCUACAGGACCACCAGGCUCUCAGGGAUUACCUGGUGUCAGAGGAGACACCGGAGAAACUGGUAUUCCAGGAUCCACUGGGCCAAAAGGAGAGAAAGGGGACAAGGGUGAGCCGGGAUCUUCUCUUGGAGCAGGUUUACCAGGACGCAAAGGAGAACCUGGAAUACCUGGGAUACCUGGCAAUCCAGGUCGGCCUGGUUCAGACGGGGCAAAAGGAGCAGCGGGAACCUCGGGACUGCCAGGACAAGACGGGCGCCCUGGGACACCAGGCACACCUGGUUUAUCUAUCAAAGGGGAGAAAGGAAGUGCUGGAGAAAGAGGUCUUCCAGGAGUGGGGAGUGGUGUGGCAGCGAAGGGAGAUAAAGGGGAACGUGGAAGCGAAGGACCACCAGGAACUCAAGGCCUGAGAGGAGUGACUGGACAAAAAGGAGCAAAGGGAGAACCUGGAGAAGGCACAGAAGGCAGUCCAGGAACCCCAGGGAGACAAGGAGAGCCGGGUGAUCGGGGACCAAGAGGUCCUCCGGGUGAAUUAGGAAGCAAGGGAGAUCGUGGGCAGGCUGGACAGCCUGGAUCACAAGGUGACAAGGGUGAAAGAGGACCAUCUGGCCCAGGAGGGGAGAAGGGUGACACAGGUAAAACAGGCCCCCCUGGAGCUCCAGGACUUAGGGGUUUGCCAGGUACAAAUGGACUGCCAGGCGAGAAGGGAGCUGAGGGUGCUAAAGGGGAACCAGGCGGUGGUGGUUCAGGUGUGUCUGGAAGGAAAGGAGAACAGGGUCAGAAAGGUGACAGUGGUUCUGAAGGUCCUGCAGGUGAGAAAGGGGCACCUGGACAGAAAGGGGACAGGGGUCUGCCUGGAGUAGGAACACUUGGACAGCCUGGGCCUAAAGGAGAGCAGGGUGAUCGGGGUAUUUCAGGUGUAGCUGGGAGACCUGGCCCAAAGGGAAGCCAGGGUGAAGCAGGAGAGCGAGGAGAGCCGGGAAGUUCUGGACCUCCAGGACCAAUUGGACCCAGAGGGAAAGAUGGCCUGAAAGGUGACAAAGGAGAAGAUGGUCUUCCAGGCGAGCCUGGAUUGCCUGGGAAAGCAGGAGAAAGGGGUCUGAGGGGUAUUUCAGGACAACCAGGUCAGCCAGGGGCAAAAGGAGACAUGGGUGAUCCUGGAGAGCAUGGGCGAGAUGGAGCUGCAGGGCCUGCAGGACCACGAGGGCUGAAGGGAGAUCAGGGUAUUCAAGGUCCCCCUGGACCCCCUGGAGAUAUGGCAGACGGGCAAACUGUACUGAAAGGGGACAGAGGAGAAAAGGGAGAGGCUGGUGACCCUGGCGAACAUGGUGGUAAAGGUCAACAAGGUGAUGCAGGACCUGCAGGCCCUGCAGGAGCACGGGGGCCUGAGGGUCAGCGUGGACUACCAGGAGCCAGAGGUGAUCCAGGGGAAAGAGGCAGCCCUGGAGAAAAGGGAGAGAGAGGAGCUGCCGGAUUGGACGGACGCCCUGGUCAGGAUGGAAAACCUGGAGCACCUGGACCUCUUGGUUUAAGGGGUGACCCAGGUAAACCCGGAGAACCUGGCAGAGAUGGCCUUUCAGGACUUAUGGGACCUCAGGGGCCUCCAGGGGCUGUAGGUCCUCCAGGAACUGCUGGAAUACCGGGUAAACCAGGGGAAGAUGGAAAACCUGGACUUCAAGGAAAAGUUGGUGAAGAUGGUGUUCCUGGGGAAGAUGGCAGAAAGGGUGACAAAGGAGAUGCAGGACCCUCUGGAAGAAAUGGUCAAGAUGGGCUGAAAGGUGAUCGAGGCAUUGCAGGACCCUCUGGACCUGCAGGACCACCUGGACCACCAGGGGUCCCUGGCAAUAUAGGACCCCCAGGACAGGUGGUCUAUGUUAAAGGAGCUGAUAUACCACCUAUUCCAGGACCUCAGGGUCCUCCAGGAGCUCCAGGAAUUCCUGGGGUUCCAGGAGCUGCCGGAGCUCGGGGAGACAGAGGGCCAGCCGGUAUUAAAGGAGAGCAGGGAGAUCCGGGUGAGGACGGAUCACCUGGCAAGCCAGGAACUCCAGUGGAUGUGAAGAGGGCACUGUCAGACUUUGGCAUUGAGGUCAGGGAUUUAAAGUUGGUGCUGGACAAAAAGGAUGUCUUGCUGAAUGCUGGAAUAGAGAAGCCAGAUAAAGGACAAAAAGGAGAUAAAGGAGAUGCAGGAUCCCCAGGCCCUUCUGGCGGUGACGGUGCUCGAGGAUUCCCAGGUGAGCGAGGUUUAAAAGGUGAUCAGGGUGAGAAAGGGCCUCCCGGCCCUCAGGGCCCCACAGGCAGGGCUAUUGGAGAAAGAGGCCCAGAGGGUCCUCCAGGACAGGCAGGAGAGCCAGGAAAACCUGGUAUACCAGGAGUACCAGGACGAGCUGGAGAACUGGGUGAGGCUGGCAGACCUGGAGAAAAGGGAGAAAGAGGGGAGAAAGGAGAGAGAGGAGAGUCGGGUAAACCUGGAAUAACUGGUGCAACAGGACUUCCAGGCCCCAAGGGUGAUUCAGUAACUGAACUUCCUGGUAUGCCUGGUCCACGGGGCUUGCCGGGCCCUCAAGGAAUUAGAGGAGAGGCUGGUGCACAAGGUCCUCCUGGACCUAAAGGAGAGCGGGGUGUUGCAGGUUUUCGGGGAGAGAAGGGAGACAGAGGAGAAGUUGGGGAAAAGGGAAGAGAUGGCCUCCCUGGCCUGGCAGGAGAACCUGGAAAAACUGGACAGGACGGGAAGCCGGGUUUGAAGGGGCCAGCCGGUCCACCAGGCCCACCUGGAAAUUCUGGAGAACCUGGAAUACGAGGACCAACUGGGCCAAUGGGUCCGAAUGGCCCUCCAGGACCACCUGGUGUGAAGGGUGACAAUGGCGAGCCGGGUGUGGGAGUUCAGGGUCCUCCAGGACCACAAGGCAACAGAGGACUGCCUGGAAUUACAGGCACACCAGGAGCUAUUGGUCCACAAGGACCUCCAGGUCUCCCAGGACAAGUGGGAGAAGGGGGAAAGCCUGGAGUUCCUGGUAGAGAUGGGGUCCCUGGAAAAGAUGGAACACCUGGAUUACCUGGAAAACAGGGUAUUGCUGGACCAAGUGGGUCUCCAGGGCUGAAAGGUGAGCAAGGAGACAGUGGUCCACCAGGAAAGGCAGUCGCCGGACCCCCUGGGGUGAAGGGUGAGAGGGGUCCUCCUGGUGAAACUCUGCCAGGGGUAGCAGGAGAGAGAGGCCCAGCUGGACCACAGGGUGUUAAAGGAGACAAGGGACCGGCUGGCAUCAAAGGAGACAGAGGUACAACAGGUGAUCCUGGGGAGUCUGGUGAAAAAGGAGAGAGAGGAUCACCAGGGGCUAAAGGAACAAAAGGUGAAGCAGGUGUAGGAAUGGUUGGCCCACCAGGACAGUCGGGACCUCCAGGCUUAAAGGGUGAUCCGGGUUUACCAGGCCCUUCUGGACCCCCUGGGCCUCUGGGUAUAUCAGGAACUCCAGGACUACCAGGUCAAAGGGGGGAAGGAGGCCAACCAGGGACCCCAGGACCUCCAGGAGAGAGGGGUCUGCCUGGCUUCAUUGGUAAAGCAGGAAACCCAGGAACACCUGGUGCUCCUGGACCUCCUGGACCACCCGGUACUGCAGGUCUGCCAGGGCUUAAGGGUGAAAAGGGUGAAGUGACUGUUGGAGUACCUGGCCAGAGAGGAGAGAGAGGAGAUCCAGGACCUCGGGGAGAAGAAGGGCGGCCUGGACAAGAUGGGGAGAGAGGCUCUCCGGGUUUUCCAGGUAGCAAAGGGGGCAGAGGGGACAAGGGUGAGGCGGGUCCUCCAGGAGGCAAAGGAGAGAAGGGUGAAACUCUGCUGGUGGGUGGGCCGGCCGGGGAGAAGGGAAAUAAAGGCGAAACGGGAGAGCGUGGGCCCAAAGGAAUGCAAGGGGAAAAGGGCAGUAAAGGACAGGAGGGACCACCAGGGGUGCAGGGUCUGAGAGGAGAGCCUGGGGAGCGAGGCUCUACUGGGUUCCAAGGUGCUCGUGGUCCAGGAGGACAGAAGGGUGAGGGAGGACAGCCAGGAGUUCCAGGAGAAGCUGGAACUGCUGGAAAAGAUGGCCUUCCUGGUUUGAGAGGAGAGAAGGGGGAGAUUGGUCUUAUGGGUAUGCGUGGGAUUAAGGGAGAACGAGGGUCCAAAGGGGCGUGUGGAGCAAAUGGACAAAAAGGAGAAAGGGGGGAUCCUGGAAUUAAUGGCAGACCAGGUUUGCCUGGAAGGAAAGGAGAGUCGGGUGAUGUGGGACCUCCAGGAGCCACAGGAACCCCAGGAAAAGAAGGAAUUGUUGGACCCAAAGGUGACAGGGGCUUUGAUGGUGUGAUGGGACCAAAGGGAACACAAGGAGACAAAGGUGAACGGGGACCCCCUGGCAUCCCUGGCCCCCCAGGUCCCCGAGGUGCAGACGGUCCCUCUGGUCUUACAGGCCCUCAGGGGCCAGCUGGAACUAAAGGCCCAGAGGGACUGCAGGGACAGAAGGGUGAACGUGGUCCUCCAGGUCCAGCGAUGGUUGGCCCUCGAGGUAUUCCAGGAAUUCCUGGAGAACGAGGAGAACAGGGUGAAGUAGGUCUUGAUGGAUCUAAAGGAGAGAGAGGAGAGCCAGGCUUGACGGAGGAUGAGAUCCGUGCUUAUGUUCGGUCAGAGAUGAACCAGCACUGUGCCUGUGGAGGUAAGACCCCACACUGACACUCCUGCAAAUAACACUGAAAUUGACCUUAGUCAUUAAUACACUGAUACCCUGUGUUGACUGCAAUCUGUUUUAAAGGUGCAAUAGAACAAAUCUGACCUUAAUAAGGUGAAGUACAAUAACAUUAUUGAUUCUGCCUCAAAAUCCAUUCCCUGCAAAACUUUGUAACUUUGUAGUUAGUUGAAGGAGAACUCUGGUGUAAGAUUGACUUUAGGUGUAGUAAAACAUGAUAAAAAGUGCUUACCUUUGUUAAAUAGCCCACCUCCAUGCUCCCACACAGUAAUUUUGUUCUUUUUGCCCAGCACAACGGCCGCUUCGGGCACAUUUUGCCCCGAUAAAUCGCUUUUUACACCAUUAUCUCCACACCUCCUUGAUAGAAUCUGGAGGGCUCUGACAUUUAAAACAAGGCAUAAAUACCUUUAAAAGUGCACAAGAAGCCUAUUAAAAACACUGUUUACCUCCCCAUGCCGCUAGCUUUCAGCUCUGAGUGCCGCCAUCACUCUACUGAUCAUGGCCAUAGACAUAUAUACAUAGACUUCGCCUAGCCAGCCUCCUGGUGUAGCAGCCAGCACCCAGUGCAUUUAUUUACACUGCGAAAGAUGUUUAAUACAAAUAUAACAAUCACAAACAACAAUUUUUUACCCGAUUUUCACAGGGUUUGGUUUGUUACAAACAGCAGAGAUGUAGUUAUAAUUCAUAUAUAUAUAUAUAUAUAUAUAUAUAUAUAUAUAUAUAUAUAGAAUUGUCAGAGAGUCCAGAUGUUUCCUGGCAGAUACUCUGCAUGAUACAAUUAAGCAAUUAACAUUUUACUGUCCACUGUUGUAUGCCUAAAAUGCCAAGCAAACCAUCUGAUUUUGAAUCUAGAUGACAAAAUGAAAAGAUGUAAAUGACUAUGAAAGAGGAUUCAUUAUAGAGGCAGUUGGAUGGCAAGAGUUUUGGUCACAGUUUCAGCUGGAACAAUGACUAAAGAAGCUGCUGCAUUCAGAUAUAUGGAAAAGACGUCCGUACAUAGGGUUGGAAAGUGCGAUGGAAAGUGCACUUUCAGAGAGAGUAAUGCUUGUGCAUUAGUGCCAUAUGUAUGGAAAAACAGAAGAGCAGCUGCUCUGUGCACUCUGUGUGAGCAAGAACAUAUAACAAUACGUACAGGGCUGUUACAGUAGAGCUGCAGUGCAUAAACCCCUCAUUACAAAGACAAAUGCUCACAGGUACUGGCCUACAGUCUCUAAUACAGUCAGAAGAGUCAUCCAUCACCAUAUUCUAUACAAAUAGAAGGGAAUGCAUGUGCUGCAUGCACCAAGAAAAUGGAACUAGCAUGAAUGUUUGAUCCCCAGUGAUAGUAAUGGCUCAUUUAUGCUUAACAAAUAUGGAUACAGAUACAAACAGAGGCUUCUUUCCAAACUCAGCUAUUUUAAUGCACAUACUCACAGAAGCAGCACCACUGGAAAUGGUAGGAGCAGUGUAUUUAAUAAACAGCUCUUGUGAAUCACAACCACCACCAUAUGGAUACCAUAAAGUAGAAACUCUGGAUUAAGUUUGCGCCACCUCUUAAAACGCUGCUCUUUUGUCUUUUUUGGUAAAAGGUCUAGUGUUUAAUUAGUAUUUUAAUCAUCCAGCAACUACUUAUUCUAAGACACUGCAGUCUGACCACCUAGUUUAUGUAUGUAGUGAUAAACACUUUGAACUGAUAUUUAGGGAUGAACCAAUACUAUUUUUCCGUUUUGAUACCGAUGCAGCUGAAAUUGAGAACCAGUACUCUGACCUAACUAGGUUUCUGUAACUCCUAAUAUUCACAGCUUUCUCCUAAUAUUCACAGAGAUUUCGUUUUGAUAAAGGCAGCAUUCUGUAUCCCAAAUAAGGUAUGAUUAGCUUGAAAAAGCAGCAUUUACUGGUUGAGUAGUAAGUUCGGGCUGUGAACAAUGUCCAUUACUGACACCUUGAGGAAGAUAAAGGGUGCUCUAACCAAACUAAAUAUUGGAUUUGGCUUAAAAUAGCUGAUACCCAAUCCAUGAAAAUAUGCCUGGAUCAAUAAGAAACUGUUCUGGCAGCUUGUGGUUGUUGAACACCUAACUUAAGAGAGUUGGUGUUGAUUUUUCCAUUAAUUUGUCAUAUACAGGAUAAUCAAUUGCACCUUUAUAACAUUUUGUUUUCAGCGUUAACUGACUUAAGAACUGCUAGUUAAAAUUUAAUUUAGUAAAUACUCUUACCUCACUGCACUGCAUAUGUGUGGAUAAUGUUGGUUUAUCUAAUGUGUGGUGUUUGCAUUAGACAGUUUAUUUGGUUAGAAUGUUGGGUUCUAAUGCAUGGUCUACUGAAUGUGGAGUGUGAAAGUGCAUGUCGCCAGGGUGUGACGUGUCAGUAAGUGUGUGUGUGUUCACUGAUGGGUUUAGCUGCCCGUGUUUGUGUGAUUUUCUUGUGGGCGUGUUGUCAGGUGUUGGAGAAAUUCAGCCACGUUCGCCGCUGCAGACUUUCCGAAGUCACUCCUCCAUGUCCCCCGAGCUCUCAGUAGGCCGAGGGGAUGAGGAGGGUCGUGAAUUGCGUGUUGUGGUGAAUACAAACGAUCCAGACUAUGAGCAUAUUUACUCUAUUGAAAGCUAUGAUGACCCCAUGGAAGAAAUUGUUGAUCUUACCCCCCCAGUCAACCAGAGCCAAGGCAAGACAACCAAGGUUGUUGCAUUAAAUGCAGUGAAACAGAAAAGAGAGGUUAAAGGUGAAGAUCCGUGUGCACUGCCACUGGAUGAGGGUGACUGUUCCAGAUAUACGCUGCACUGGUACUUUAAUUCUCAGGUGGGCGCCUGUAGACCCUUUGUCUACAGUGGCUGUGGAGGAAAUGCCAACCGCUACACACAGAAAGAGGAGUGUGAAAAACACUGCCUAUGACAGAGAGCGUCUGUACCUUCAAAAAGUGGACAAUAAUUAUGGGAUUUCAGACUCCAAAACCAGUGCAAAAUCCGUGUUCAAUGUUUUAAUCAUAUUCAUCUGAUGCUUCUGGGCUUCAUAAAUCUGCGACUGGACUUCAUCAUAUUUAUUUUUUUGUAUCAUGCUGUUAUAUAAUUUCAAUCCAUCAUGCUUCACAUUUCAGGCAUAUUAGAUUGUAUUUAGGCACAGAAUUUAAAUAUACAGAUUUUAUUAAGCCAUACAUUUUAUGCAGGAAAUUAUCAGACCUGUGGUAACUGGUAAUGGGUGUUCUUAAUAUAUGUAAUAAAUGUUCUCAACUUU
Astyanax mexicanus (Mexican tetra) is the source of this 12453-nucleotide messenger RNA. RefSeq names its product collagen, type VII, alpha 1 (gene col7a1). Gene Ontology annotation, molecular function: protein binding. The record is from RefSeq and is a predicted model, not a curated record. The coding region runs from base 309 to 9236 and encodes 2975 amino acids. Lineage: Eukaryota; Metazoa; Chordata; Actinopteri; Characiformes; Acestrorhamphidae. The transcript has 120 exons.